AUGGCCUCUACAUGCAAUCACGUCCUCGUGGCCGGCGAGCUUAAGCAGUGCAUAGAACAGAAUGACCUUGAUAAGCUCCUCUACUUCACUGUUCGCUAUAAGAAUGCAGAUAAGUUGAAGAUUGCAGAGGACUACUUUACCCUGACAAACCGGAUGCUCACCGGCGACAUUGCACGCCUCGCCUCGAAGGAUGUCGGGGAACUGUUGGCAGCUAGCUGGAAAUACUAUCUAGACGUCAAAGCGACAUUCAUUCACGAUGCCUUCAAGAGUAAGACGCCCCGGCGCGGUAUCGAGCUUUCCCUUAUGUCCAGCCCCGAUGAAUGGAUAGGCCUUAGGAAGGCGUAUGCAGGGCUCUACAAAGAGGACAUGGAACAGGUAAUCCGAAAGGUGUGCCCUCAGAAUACAAUCACAACCCGAAUUCUGAUUGCCUGGAUAGCGUACAGGCGUACUCCGCGAAACAGCCCCACGGAGGACAUUGCUAACCUCUACGCUGCAGCCACUGGUAAAAGGGAUGCUUCAGAAGAAGAACCCAGUGCUACCACAGGAAAGAAGGCCAAGAAAGGCUCCAAAGGCGGCCAAGCGGCGGGCCCAGAUUGGGAUUUUAUACUGAAGAUGAUCGGAACCAGCACUCCUCAGGAAUGGGCCCGCAUAUACAGUGGCUUCGAAAAAUGCUAUUCGAUGUCUUUGUGCAGUGUUUUGAAGCCCCACAUGAACCAGGCAGACUACAGCGCCUUUGAGUUAGCCAGCAACGUCCUUUGUGACAUUGUCCAAGGAAUAGCGUGCUUGCUCCACAUCUAUGUUACUGCAAAAGACGCCGCUGGGAUCAUGGGACUGGUAUCCAUGUACUGCGACAAAUGUAACAACCUUCGCCUUGAGUAUCACAAGUUCGGAGACCUCCGAAGCGACCUCGCCCGAGUGCUGACACCCGCCUCCCUACACGCCUGCCUUGUCCUCUUACAGGUUCCCGAGUAG
Giardia duodenalis is the source of this 972-nucleotide messenger RNA. Its product is annotated as Alpha-12 giardin. The transcript has a single exon. Gene Ontology annotation, cellular component: cytoplasm. The coding region runs from base 1 to 972 and encodes 323 amino acids. NCBI's taxonomy places the organism in Eukaryota, Fornicata, Diplomonadida, Hexamitidae. Gene Ontology annotation, molecular function: calcium ion binding; calcium-dependent phospholipid binding. The record is from RefSeq and is a predicted model, not a curated record.